UAACUCUUAGUAUCAGUCAACACCCCUUGGGAAUUACAAUGCCUCCGUCACCCUCCUCCACCAGUCUCCAGGUCGAAUCCGUCGUCUUUCCACCGUCCGUCAACCCUCCCGCUACAACCACCACUUUGUUCCUAGCAGGCGCAGGUGUGAGAGGCAUGGAAAUCCAAGGCAAGUUCGUCAAGCUUUCGGGAAUUGGCAUCUACUUAGAGGAUAAAGCCAUUUCGUCACUGGCUGAUAAGUGGAAGGGCAAAACCGCUGCUGAGUUGGCAGAUUCCGUCGAGUUCUACAGCGACAUCAUUACUGGCCCCUUUGAAAAACUUGCUGAGGUGGCAAUGUUAGUACCAGUAGUUGGUACACAACACGCUGAAAAGGUGUCUGAAAUGUGCGUUGCAAUUUGGAAAGCACAAGGGACCUAUAUAGAUGCGGAUUCUGCAACCAUUGACAAGUUUCUUGAGGUUUUCAAGGACAAAAACUUCUCGCUAGGCUCCUCUAUUCUCUACACAACAUCGCCGGCUGGAUUAGUAACGAUCCACUUCUCGAAAGACGGUACUGUACCUGAAACUCCAGCUGUUGUGUUAGAGAAUGAAAAAUUUGGACAAGCUUUAUUCGAGUCGGUGAUCGGGGAGAAUGGUAUUUCCCCGGAAGCGAAACAAAGUUUGGCAUCAAGACUGUACGAUUUGAUGAAACAGUUUGACGAGAAAGCAACUGCAAGGGUUGAAAGCAACAGUGGCCUGUAAACUAGUAAACAUAAAUUUCAAGAGGAUAAAUGUAGAAUCGUCUAAGUAUAUGAUCUUAGAUCUCUACUCAAAUAAAUAUACAUCAAAGCUUUCAAUCCUUCUGAAUACGAUGGGUUUAAUUGUCAAACCAUAUAAUUAAAAUAAUUAAGUUUGAUUUUGAC
This is a messenger RNA of Cynara cardunculus var. scolymus (artichoke), 898 nucleotides long. Its product is annotated as chalcone--flavonone isomerase-like. The record is from RefSeq and is a predicted model, not a curated record. Gene Ontology annotation, biological process: flavonoid biosynthetic process. Lineage: Eukaryota; Viridiplantae; Streptophyta; Magnoliopsida; Asterales; Asteraceae. Gene Ontology annotation, molecular function: chalcone isomerase activity. The transcript has 4 exons. The coding region runs from base 39 to 737 and encodes 232 amino acids.